Molecule: messenger RNA, 1533 nt
Organism: Bipolaris sorokiniana ND90Pr
Lineage: Eukaryota; Fungi; Ascomycota; Dothideomycetes; Pleosporales; Pleosporaceae
Exons: 2
Coding region: 1-1500 (499 amino acids)
Molecular function (GO): oxidoreductase activity, acting on paired donors, with incorporation or reduction of molecular oxygen; monooxygenase activity; iron ion binding
Source: RefSeq, a predicted model, not a curated record
AUGAUUCUAGAAUUUCUUUCCAACAUCCGUGUAUGGAUUCUCUUUAUUGUUCUAAUCAUCACAUUUCUAUUCCGUUCAAGACGUCGCUCAGUCUUUCCCGCCAUCAAUGAUUUUCCCCUUGACCCUCUUUCCCAAAAAGCACAUCAAGAGUAUCGCACCAACGCCGAAUCGUUGAUCACCAACGGCCUCGCAAAACACCAAGGCCCGAUCUCCCUCUCCGUCCCGAGUGGUCAGAAAAUCGUUCUCCCAGCGUCGCUUACCGCUUGGGUGAAAUCAAACAAAGACUUCGACCACAGGGAGCUUGCCAGACAAGAUUUCUAUGCUGGACUUCCUGGAUUCGAAGCACAGGAUGCGUUGCAUGCGUCUGGAGAUCUGCUUUUGGAUGUGAUUCGCACGAAGCUGGGCCAGAACGAUAGUAUCAUGCCAGUGGUGAAUAGUAGUAUAGCAAAGGCGUUGCAAAUCCAUUGGGGCGAGGAUAAGGACUGGCAUGUCAUUGACUGGCAGAAAGACACAACGGGCAUUAUCGCGCGUGCAGCGUCAUCAGUAUUUGUCGGUCCGGAGAAGUGCGAGGAUGAAGAGUGGUUGAGUAUUGCACAAGGCUACGUCGGCGCAUUCUUUACGGCUGUCAAUGAGCUGCAUGAAUAUCCGGCCUGGUCGAGACGCAUUGUUCAACGGUUUCUACCAAAUGCUAUUUCUUGUCGGAAAUACGUGGCUCAAGCUCGCAAAAUCAUAAAGGAGGUAAUUAACAAAAGAGAAAAAGAGGUUGAGAAUGCGAAGCUCAAAGGUGAUCCUCUCCCGCAAUACAACGAUGCGCUUGCAUGGGCACAAGCUGCAUCAGGCCCCAAGGCAGACGCUGGCGACAUACAAUUGUCCUUAGCAAUGGCUGCGUUCUUCACCACAAGCGAACAAUUCCGCCAGGUCUUGAUCGAUGUUGCUUCGCACCCUGAGCUCGUCGAGCCACUAAGGAAAGAAGUCUCGCAACAAAUUUCUACCCACGGUAUAACCACCGCUGCGACAAACAACAUGGUCCUGCUCGACAGCGUUCUGAAAGAGUCGCAGAGACUUUCCGCUCCCAUAGUGGCUCUCGAGCGCGUAGCCCUCAAAGACACAACCCUCCCCACCGGCGAGAACCUCCCACGCGGCUCCCACAUCAUGGUUGACUGCACCGAUCUCCGGAGCCCCAACAAAUACCCCAGCCCCGACCACUUCGACGGAUACCGUUUCCUGCGCAAACGCGAGGCAGGCGAUAAAUUCGCUCAGUUCGUUCAAUCAGGCCCGGACUUUAGCGUGUUUGGCGGUGGACGCCAUACUUGCCCCGGACGCUAUUUCGCUAGUAAUGAAGUGAAACUCGCGAUGGCACAUAUAUUGCUGAAGUAUGAGAUUAGGAUGGCGAAGGGGUACCAGUCGAGUAUGGUACAGAUGGGCGUGUAUAAAAUGGUUGAUCCGGUGGUUCAGCUUGAGGUGCGGAGGAGGAAUGUUACGGAGAUGGAUUUGGUUUAGUUGACGGUAUCUUUGGUAUGAAGAAUGAAGAGG